Molecule: messenger RNA, 840 nt
Organism: Plasmodium reichenowi
Lineage: Eukaryota; Apicomplexa; Aconoidasida; Haemosporida; Plasmodiidae
Product: subunit of proteaseome activator complex, putative
Exons: 1
Coding region: 1-840 (279 amino acids)
Biological process (GO): positive regulation of endopeptidase activity; regulation of proteasomal protein catabolic process; regulation of G1/S transition of mitotic cell cycle
Cellular component (GO): proteasome activator complex; nucleoplasm; cytoplasm
Molecular function (GO): endopeptidase activator activity
Source: RefSeq, a predicted model, not a curated record
AUGGAAGCUUAUUUAAAUAAAAUUGAUAAAAUUGAACCGAGCGAUCAAAAAAUAAAAGAAGAAUAUAACAAAUUCAAAUAUGACAUUACAAAACAAGCUAUUGAAUCGUUAAGAGAAAGAAUACCUAAACGAAUAAUAUUUUUCAAUAAUUUAGUAAAUGUAAAUUCGGAGCCUGGGAGUAUAUUAAAUGUUAACGAUUUAGAUGGUGUAUCAUAUAAAUAUAAAAUAAAUAAAAUUGAGGAGAAUGUAAGAAAAAAGCAUAAGGGUAAUAAUUCUAGUGAUUUCGAUGAAAGAGAGAAAAAGAAAGAUUCUUUAGAUGGUCAUGUAAAACAUUUCUCGAAUAAUGAAGAUAGCAAAUUAAUUAUAGAUGAUAAAGUUUUAUAUACACAUUAUGUACCAUCACAUAAACAAAUAUAUUUAGAAUUAGAGAAAAUAAAAACAUAUGCUUCUGAGCUUAUAGAAAUUAUAGGAAAUAUUAAAUUAUGGAUACAAUUAAAUGUACCAAGAAUAGAAGAUGGAAAUAAUUUUGGUGUUGGUAUACAAGAAGAAGCUAUACAAGAAUUAGCAAGGGUUGAGGAAAGUGCAUUCAAUUUAUAUGAUGCUAUAGUAAAAUAUUAUAUGGAAAGAGCAAAAAUAUCUACGAAAGUAUUGAAAUAUCCUAAUGUUUCAGAUUAUCAAGAAGCUGUUAGAGAAUUAGAUGAAAAGGAAUGGAUACAUAUCAAAAUUACUAUUGUAGAUAUGAGAAAUAAUUAUAUUAUGUUAUAUGACCUUCUCUAUAAAAAUUGGGAAAAGGUCGUUAAACCAAAGAAUGAAGACGCACAUCACAGAAUGACAUUUUAA